GAAGCCGAACAGACAACAUUGGAGGGGUUAUGGAGGGCGAGAGGCGGUGCGUGGAGGUUUGAGGACAAACGUUGAGCUAUUUAGAGGGAAGGUCGAUGAAUCGUCGUGAUACUUUGGUGCUAGUCAGGAUGAAGUCGUACAUCUGUCUCUUGGCCCUGCUGCAGCUUCUGGGAUGCUCAGGUGCCCCGCUGCAAAACUCAGAGUUGGAGUCCAUGGCAACCAGAGGUCUUGAAGCAGCUCUGGCUGAGGUCAACUCUGUGUAUGCCAUCAACCACCUUUACAGGGUGACCCGAGGCUCCGUCACAAGGGUUAUUCCCGUGGGCCUGAACACCGUUGACCUGAUGAUGACGUUUGGCAUUAAAGAGACCGAGUGUGGGAAGGCCUCUGGGAGCGACCCGCAGACGUGUGCCUUCAGACCCGGCUUCUUUGUGAACACCCUCUCCUGCUCCAGCCGGGUGAGGAUUUCUGCGACCUCGACCCAGGUGGUGUCGGCCAGAUGCGGCCGUGACGGCAGCUCCAGCUCAGAGUCCAGCGAAGAGAUGUUCUCAAGAGGGAGACAACACUUCAUUAUCCCAUUGACAAACAGAGUCCCGGCUCCUUCCGCACCUUCUCCGCCUCCGCCUGCCCAGUCUGGUCGCUCCCUCCACAGCACCCAGACGGCGGACGUGAAGCCCAGGGGAGACGCUUUCAGCAACUUCCUGGUGUGAAGGCUCGGCUCGCUCUGGAAACAUUUUGGUGCAAAUCAGAAAACAAACUUGAAUUAUUAAAAAUGAUAUUUGCAUAUUA
This is a messenger RNA of Seriola dumerili (greater amberjack), 786 nucleotides long. It is a transcript of the gene spp2, whose product is annotated as secreted phosphoprotein 2. Gene Ontology annotation, cellular component: extracellular region. Lineage: Eukaryota; Metazoa; Chordata; Actinopteri; Carangiformes; Carangidae. The record is from RefSeq and is a predicted model, not a curated record. Bases 96 to 707 code for a protein of 203 amino acids. The transcript is spliced from 6 exons. Gene Ontology annotation, biological process: bone remodeling.